AUGGUGGACACACAGAGAGUUGCGUGGUCCAUGAUGAAUUUUGGGCUGGGCACGUUGGACCUGGCAGAGAUGGACAACAGGAUGAAUAGUUUUGACAUGAAGACCCUAUCGACGCUGGACUACCCUUAUCUCCCCUCUCUCGAGUACAGCUACAGCAGUCCCCAUCACCACAGCCCAGACAGAAGUCACUCAUUCAACCACAGCUUAGACAGAAGUCACUCAUUCAACCACAGCCCAGACAGAAGCCACUCAGACAACUACACCUACAGCGAGUAUCAAUGUAAGUCGAAGUCUGUCAUUUACGAAAACUAAGAGUGUAAUAACUUAAUGAUCUAUCCACAUCAAUUUCAUCUUGUGUUAAAGCAAUUGCCACACAUUUUGAAUGGCACUCUUUUCUUUUGCCUGUGAUAUUAUGUAUGUUGUUUAGGUUUGGUAAAAGAUGAGCCCAUGUCGCCUCAGUCUAGCGACUGUAGCAUUGUCGGCCUGUCCAGACCCCCUCCUCACUCCAAGCCCCCUACUUACACAGACGCCAGCUCUCUGCUCAACAUUGACUGUAGAGUGUGUGGGGACAAGGCUUCAGGCUUCCACUAUGGCGUCCAUGCCUGUGAGGGCUGCAAGGUAGGACUGAGACCUAGCUACUUUGGUUCUGGUGGCUUGUCAAUAUGUAUUUGUAUUGUGUAUGCUUGGAGCUAUAGAAAUGUAUUGCUAUGUAACCUCCAGGGGUCAUAUUAGUAAGGAUUUAACCCCUGAAACAUAAACACGCACCCUGACCCUUGGAUUAAUGUCAAGCUCACGGUUUACACUGUUACAUUUCUUUCAAUUUUUUCCUGAAAAAUAAAUAUAGCCGACUGCUGCUGUAAGAUUCUACAAUCAACAUGUUCUCUGCCUUUCUCUUAGGGAUUCUUCCGCAGAACUGUGCGGUUAAAACUGGUGUAUGACCACUGUAAUCUGCACUGUCGGAUUCACAAAAAGAGCCGGAAUAAGUGCCAGUACUGUCGCUUUCAAAAAUGUCUGCUAGUGGGCAUGUCACACGAUGGUAAGCCACCACAUUGUUGGGUAAAAUAGAUUUGUCUACAAAGAUUUGUAAGAUUCAUGCUUUGUCAUACAUGAUAACGCCAAAGCUGCGCGUUAUGUAAGGGUUUUUGGCUACUCCAAUUCAUUUUGCCUAAAGCUCAUACAUUUUUUUGUUUGUCUUGCACUAAAUUUGGAAGGGAUAGAUAGCAACCAUAAGCCCAUUCCGUCUGCUUUAGCUGGUCACAUGAUGUGUUUGAACAUUGCAUUUGAUCUACUUUUAAAUAUAGCCUACUUAUGUUGGGCAAAUCAGGUAAAAAUGCAAUUUCAUACUGUUUGUAUGUCAGUGGUACGCAGUCAGUCCACUAUCUCAGCGACAGCUUGCUAUUGGUGAUUUAUAGGUUAGUUUGUAUAACAGUGGUCUUUGUACUCUUUUAGUACCUGUGAUGGGACAACUGCUGGCAGCCACACGAAAGCUCUCAGGAGAUGUUGUCAUGUCGUUCAGACAUUUCUUGUUUAAAAAAAAAUAAUAUUUGUGUAUUUGUAUUGUGUUUGCUAGACAUUCUACUGCACUGUUGGAGAUGCUAACACAAGCAUUUCGCUGCACCUGCUAUAACACCUGCAAAUCUGAGUACACGGCCAAUAAACGUAGAUUUGAUUUGUCAUCAGUUGACAUUGCUCAGUUACGCAAUAUGUGCACGCAACUUUGUCUCAGGUCAUCCAUAUAAUGGUGAGGAAUUAUCCCAUUUUUGUUCAGGUCAAUAUUUGUAUGUAAUCAAUGAUUAAUUAAGACAGAUAUUGUGGCUAUGACAUAAAAUGCUUAGUCAGAUGGGCUGGACUCCAAAUGGAGACCAUGAGAACUAUUGUAAACGUUGAUAAGCCCUUCUGCAACAGUAUUUGUUAUACAACCACAAUAUGAGUAACACCCACUCACAGGGCACUCUCUGAAACAAAGGGGUGACAGGGUUUGUUGUCCUAUUUGAUAACACUUAUUUAAUGUCGGGUGUUACACAAAAUCAAUAUGAACUGUUUCAAUAGUCGUUGUCUGAAAAGGGCCUUUAGACUUUGGAAAGGUUUCUACACAGUGGGAUGAAGUAUAUUCCUUCUUUAGCCAACCUAUUUGUCAUUGUCUUGUUUGGGCAGGCAGUGUUGUUAGCAUUGUUCAAGACAGAAAGAGUCUGACUGGCACCCAGGCUAAACUGUAAACCUCCCUGAUGUCCUCAUGCAGCUAUCCGCUUCGGCCGGAUGCCCCAGGUGGAGAGAGAGAAGCUGCAGGCUAAGUUGAUGAAUGUAGACCCCAGGAACCCAGAGUCAGCGGACCUGAGAGCCCUGUCCAGACAGCUGUGUCUGUCCUACCACAGACACUUUCCCCUGACCAAGAGCAAGGCCAGGGCCAUCCUCUCUGGAAAGACCCACGGAAACUCAGUAAGGGCCCAAUUGUUACUUGAGAUACUGUACAUGCACACACAGUGUUACAUGAAUUAUGCGUUGAUGUCAAUGGGACAUUUGGGAGAUCAAUCAGAACAGACCCAUUGAAAGCCACUUCACCUCUCUCUCUCUCUCCUCUCUCUCUCCUCUCUCUCGCUCUCUCUCUCUCUGUCUCUCUCACACACACACUCAAACACACACGCUCAAACACACACACCAGACAUUUGGUUCUAUUUAUUUGAAUAUCACAGUUUUUGGUAGAUCCACUCUGUCCUGAUUUACUGGUAGCAAAAUAUCAAAGUACUGUAGGAAGCAGUAAUAUUGGGUCAUGUCAGUUUGUCUAAGAGGAAAUAACUAAUAGACAGUUAUUAAUAACAUAAAAGUCACCAUUUUAAUUUCCCUCUUAUUUCCUAGUUAGAUGAAUAACCCCUUGUGCACCAAGCAAGGUGCCUAAUACUAAAUCACUACUAAGUGCCAAGAGAAUGAAUCACAAUGGAUGGAAAUGCUUCUUCACAUAGUUAAUUACCUAUGGGAUGUCUCUCUUUUCUUCUAGCUGUUUGUCAUCCACGACAUGAAGUCUCUGACGGUGGGUCAGUACUUUAUAAACUGUAGACAGCUCCCAGUACUGGAGCACCAGGGGUCCGUCCUGCCCCCUGAGGAGCCUGCUGGAGAGCUGGAGCUCUCCUUCUUCCGCCGCAUCCAGUUCCGUUCCGCCGAGGCCGUACAAGAGGUCACAGAGUUCGCCAAGAGCAUCCCUGGGUUCACAGAGCUGGACAUGAACGACCAGGUGAUCCUGCUGAAGUACGGGGUCAUCGAGGUCAUGACGACUAUGCUGGCGCCGCUCAUGAACAAGGACGGCACACUGUUUGCCUAUGGACAAAUCUUCAUGACCCGGGAGUUCCUCAAAAGCCUGAGGAUGCCCUUCUGUGAGAUGAUGGAGCCCAAGUUUGAGUUUGCGGUAAAGUUUAACGUGCUGGAGCUGGACGAUAGUGAUAUGGCGCUUUUCUUCGCUGUCAUCAUCCUCAGUGGAGGUGAUUGUUUUUCAGUUAUACAUUUAUGUGUUUAUAUUAGAUGCCAACUGCAAUAUUAGCUUUUUUAUUGUGCAGAGAUGGCUUGAUUGGACUUGAGACCAGAUAUAAAGUAAUGGUGUCCUCUUUUGUGCUGUAUCGUUUCAAUUGACCUUGGACUUUGCUCAUCAGGUCAUUGUAACUUCAGAUCAUUUGCUGUAUACUGUAUGUCCAAUCCUCCUCUAUUUCCCUCCCUCUCUUCUCCCACUCUCCACUCUCUACUCUAGACCGUCCAGGCCUGGUGAACGUGAAGCCCAUUGAGGACCUCCAGGACACAGUGCUGCAGGCCCUGGAGCUGCAGCUGAAGACCAUCCACCCAGACUGCCCCCAGCUGUUUGCCAAGCUACUGCAGAAGAUGACCGACCUGCGGCAGCUGGUGGCCAACCAAGUUCGCCUCAUCCACCUGCUCAAGAAGCAGGAGCUGGAAAUGUGUCUGCACCCCCUACUGCAGGAGAUCAUGAGAGACCUGUACUAA
Molecule: messenger RNA, 3981 nt
Organism: Coregonus sp. 'balchen'
Lineage: Eukaryota; Metazoa; Chordata; Actinopteri; Salmoniformes; Salmonidae
Source: the annotation of a GenBank genome assembly